Messenger RNA from Hippocampus comes (tiger tail seahorse), 2825 nucleotides. It is a transcript of the gene arhgap12b, whose product is annotated as Rho GTPase activating protein 12b. The record is from RefSeq and is a predicted model, not a curated record. Lineage: Eukaryota; Metazoa; Chordata; Actinopteri; Syngnathiformes; Syngnathidae. The transcript has 18 exons. Gene Ontology annotation, molecular function: protein binding. Gene Ontology annotation, cellular component: cytoplasm. Gene Ontology annotation, biological process: regulation of GTPase activity; signal transduction. Bases 244 to 2781 code for a protein of 845 amino acids.
AGGCAAGGCGGGGGAUUGCGAACAGACCGAAAAGCCUGGAGAACCGCUGCGGACUUAAACGGAACUGUCCAUACAAAAUUAGAAGGGAAAACUUCCUCCACGAUCACCCUCCAGGUCCAUCAAGAGACGCCAUUUGAGUUUUACAAGCCCAGACGUUCCCCCGGUCAGACAUGAAGAGCCCUCCGGGUCUGGAUCGCUGAGCAGCUGAGGUCGGCGCUAAAAACACUGACAGUCCUGACAGUCAUGGCUGAUAGAGAUGGGCUUCCUCUUGCCCCAGGUCAAGCCUACGUCGAAGUGGAAUAUGACUAUGAGUACAAGGCCAAAGACAAGAUGGUCACCAUCCGGCAGGGGGAGUGCUAUAUCCUCGUGAAGAAAACCAAUGAGGACUGGUGGCAGGUGAGGAAGGACGAGGGCGCAAAGGCUUUCUACGUGCCGGCCCAGUAUGUCAGAGAGGUGCGGCGGGCGCUGAUGCCCCCACAGAAGCCCACCUUGAGGGCCAAACCUACCGUUCUGGAUAUCUGUAUGGCAUCAAAUGAGAACCUCAACCGGCCGCAGCCAGAAAUGUCCAGCUUUGGGCGACCGUCGCCUUCCUCCACGCCGUCACCUUCCUCAGACCGCGUCACGCCGCCGGCUCCGCCCAAGGAUGCGAAUCAGAAUUUGGGAAGCCCCCAUCAUUGCAAGGUGGUGGCCGAACUGGUGCUUCUUCACAACAACAAUAAUCAUCACCUUGCCAACAAUUCAACCCUCCCGCGGACGCGAGCCGACUCGCCGCCGCUCAAAGAGGAGAACCGCCACAGCAGAAGUCCAGACAGUGACAAGACCUCACCGCAAUGUGACCUACCAGGAAACGGACUCAGCAAGCUCCGCAACGACUCGGAGUCCGGCGAUGAGCUCAGUAGCAGUUCAACAGAACACAUGCAGACCACAUCGCCAACGGGUCAAGGCAGGUCAGACUCGCCGGUCUACACCAACCUCCAGGAGCUUAAGAUCUCUCAGUCCAGCCUUCCGCCUGUGCCCUCCGGUUCACCUCUCCACAUCCACGGUGACUGGGAGACCCACAAAGACCUGAGUGGCAGGCAUUUCUAUUAUAACCGGGCUACGGGGGAGCGCACGUGGAAACCGCCGCGCACCCGGGACGCCAGCGGCAGCACCGGCAGCUUCCGAGGAGAAGGCCACCAAGGCACAGCAGAGAGCGAGCUGCUUUCGUCUGAAGAAAACUGUCACAGCACCCAUUCCAGCCAGUCUGACAGCCAGUAUGGGUCGCCCCCUAGAGGCUGGUCUGAGGAACUGGAUGAGCAUGGACACACCCUUUACGUCUCCGAAUACACACAAGAGAAGUGGAUCAAACAUGUUGAUGAGCAAGGCCGACCCUACUACUACAAUACUGACGGAUCCAGGUCUGAAUGGGAAUUACCCAAGUAUAACAUCUCCCCUCAGUCUGGUGAGGUCCCCAAGAGUCGCAGCCUGGAGAGGAAGCAGCCGGACCCCAUCAUCCUCACCAAGUGGAGGCACAGCACUUAUGUCCUUGAUCUCAACGACAAGGAGUGUGCUCCGGCGCCCAAGCAGAGCUCUCCCGACUCUGACUCCUGCCCAUCAUCUCCUAAGCACCCCUCAACUCCGUCAGAGAAGUGCGGGGUCCUAAAUGUCACCAAAAUCACGGAGAAUGGGAAAAAAGUCAGGAAGAACUGGGCAUCCUCGUGGACGGUGUUACAGGGUUCCUCGCUCCUCUUUGCAAAGGGUCAAGGAGGUAGCACGAGCUGGUUUGGCAGCAACCAAUCGAAGCCCGAGUUUACCGUUGACUUGCGCGGGGGAUCCGUGGAAUGGGCUUCCAAGGACAAGUCCAGCAAGAAGCAUGUCAUUGAGCUGAAGACGCGUCAGGGGACAGAACUGCUGAUCCAGUCUGAGAUUGAUAGCGUCAUCAAUGACUGGUACCGGGCCCUGACCGAGACCAUUAACACAUACGCGUGGGAGUCGGAUGAGGCCAUCGAAGAGGAUAUGCCGGACUCUCCGGGAGCUGAGAAACAGGACAAAGAGAAAGAUCAGCGAGAGUCGAAGAAGAACAGAGUUGUGAUGAAGACCUCUGUCAGUAUGGACUCAUCAGACCAGAAAAAAACCCGGCUGAAGCUCAAGAAGUUCUUGACGCGUCGACCCACCUAUCAGGCGGUCCGAGACAAAGGCUACAUCAAAGAUCAGGUUUUUGGCUGCAGUCUGAGCAACCUGUGCCAGCGGGAGAACACAUCCGUGCCCAAAUUUGUGAAAAUGUGCAUCGACCAUGUGGAGAACACAGGUCUCAGUAUCGAUGGCUUGUAUCGAGUGAGCGGGAACCUGGCAGUGAUACAGAAGCUCCGCUUUGCCGUGAACCAUGACGAGAAGGUGGAACUGGAUGACAGCAAGUGGGAGGACAUCCACGUCACGACAGGAGCACUCAAGAUGUUCUUCCGGGAACUUCCAGAGCCUCUAUUUACUUACGGAUCCUUCAAUGACUUUGUUAAUGCAAUUAAAUGUUCUGACUACAAGCAGAGAGUCAAUUCAAUCAAAGACUUGAUCAAGAAGUUGCCAAAACCUAACCACGACACAAUGCAAGUCCUCUUCAAACACCUGCGGAGGGUGAUCGACCACGGUGAAGCCAACCGCAUGACCACCCAGAGCGUGGCCAUCGUUUUUGGCCCUACGCUCCUCCGGCCCGAAACGGAGACGGGCAACAUAGCGGUCCACAUGGUCUACCAGAACCAGAUAGUAGAGCUCAUACUGCUGGAGUUCGAAAGCAUCUUUGGCAGGUAGACGCAAAGGGGCUCCAGACUUUUUGCCUCUUCUUUUUUUUUUUU